Python bivittatus (Burmese python) is the source of this 1196-nucleotide messenger RNA. Lineage: Eukaryota; Metazoa; Chordata; Lepidosauria; Squamata; Pythonidae. The record is from RefSeq and is a predicted model, not a curated record.
GGCUUUAGUGGUGGACACAGAGCACUUGCUUGGUACAUAGGCCAACUUCUUCCUCUUUUUUAAUUUUCAGAAAUUAAAUCCAAACAAGAUGGAGGUGCUGUUAGUCAGUGGGAAACUGGAAUUGAAAACUGAAGUUCAGCUGAUUCUGGAUGCAGCUGUACUUCUGAAAAAGCAAGUCCAUAGUCUGGGAGUACAUUUAUCACACAUUAUAGGUGUGAAUGAUUGUGAGAAGGUAAAGUAUAUGUUUUGAAACCAAGGAUCAGAUACUAUGGAGAGAGACACAAAGGCUGCUGCCUGCCUCAUUGAUGAUAAAGUCGGUAAGGAUCCGUACCAUGGAUCGACGGAUUUGGAGCUUGGCUCUGCUUUUUAGGUGGGGCAAAACAGUCGUUUGCAGAUUUCCAAAAACGGGGAAGAUGUAAUGUGUGUUUGACACAACAUACGCCUAGCAAUGAACUGCGAAUGCCGUACUGUCAGCUUGUUGGAGGGGACGAGGGCAAGAAGCGGAAGGAAUAAUAAAGAACGUUCAGCUUUCACAAUAUUUUGACCCACCCACCGCCCUGUUUCUCCGGCAGCUGGUUGCGGAGCAGCCCUUACCUAGCCUUCUCCUUUCCUCCGUGGGAUUCGCUCUGACCUGUCUUUAUUGCACACACCCCUACGGCGCCCGCCUCAGUUCCGCACCCUUUCCCGGCGCGUUUGGAGAUUCAUUCUUUGACGGGAAAAAUCAAGCGGUUGGCGUUCCGCUGCGAUGUUCGGGAACUUCUUCUCCCACCUGGGUCCGAGAAUCUUGGUGCUUUUUUCACUGUUUUCCGGAAUGCUGGGUGACUGUGGACCUCCACCAGUAUUGAAAUAUGCUAAGCCGUUUGAUCCUAUUACAUCUAGCUACAAACCUUCUGAGUCAGUAACCUAUGGAUGUCUUCCUGGCUAUAAAGAAGAUCACAGCAAAAAGUACAUUGUACAUUGUCUUGCAGACUCAGAAUGGGAACAGAUAGAAGAGUUUUGUGAGCGUGGCUGUGAGACUCCACAAGAGACCAGAUUUACUGUAGUGGAUCAAGAUUAUAUUUUGUUCUAUCCUGUGGGAUCAGUUGUGAACCAUGUUUGCCACCGAGGUGCUGAGCACAUCCCUGGUCAUCCCAAAAGGCCCGCUACUACUUGUCUUUCGAAUUACACCUGGUCACCAGUCCCAGUUUUUUGUAAAG